AAGAGGGAGGGAGAAGACAGAGAGAGAGAUAUAUAUAUAUAGUCAGUUGAGACAGAGUGUACCUUUAACGCACUUCGUCCUCCCAGAUCCUAGUCAGUCUAAAGCCGGCGACAAAACGACCUAUAUUCCUUGGUCACGUGUUCGAGUCCAGACAAAUUUGAUCGAUCGUCAUGCCGGACUUCCUUGGAAAGAGAUACAAGCUGUACAGCAGCGAGAAUUUCGACGAUUUCAUGAAAGCGCUCGGUGUAGGUAUAAUGACACGUAAAGUGGGCAGUAGUGUGAGUCCUGUAGUUGAACUGACGGAGAAUAAUGGUCUCUAUACGUUGAAAACGACUAGCCCAUUCAAGAACACUGAAAUAAAAUUCAAGCUUGGCGAGGAAUUUGAAGAAGAAACGGUAGAUGGAAGAAAAGUAAAGAGCGUCUGCACUUUAGAUGGAAAUAAACUUAUUCAAGUACAAAAAGGAGAGAAGCAGACCACAAUUGAAAGAGAAUUCUCAUCAACAGAAAUGAAAGCGAUCAUGAAAGUUGAUGAUAUUAUAUGUACGAGAGUAUACAAGAUUCAAGAUUAAAAAUUUUAUUUAAGAAAAUAAAUUCUUCAGCUAAUGAAUUAUUUGAUGAUUUAAACAUUUUUUUCGCUAAUGGCAAUACAAUAUUUUUGACAAAUAAAAAAAAAUAAUAUAAACGUUUUUUAUACGCACAAUAAUACAUGAAUGUAUAAAUAUCACUUAUAUUGUUUGAAAGAUAUGGUUUUUCGCAAUAUAAUACUCGAUAUUACGAAAUAUAUGAAAUAUUACUAAGUAAUAUUAGUUUAUAUUCACUGUAUGACAAAUGUACUGUAUGACAAAGAUUAUUACAUAGAGUUUUAAAAAUAUAUUGAAAAUUUAUAUAUUUUUUUAUGCAUCUUUAAAUAUCAUGCACAUGCUUUUAUGUACAUCAUAUUCAUUGUGAGUAUAUUAAGCGAAUUCACAAUAAAGAAUAGUUUUGAAUUUCAUAUAAAGGUAUUUUUUUUAUGUGAUACAAUGAAUGGAAAGCUUUAAUUACAAAUCUAAUAAAAUAAAAGAACAUUUUAAAAUAA
Molecule: messenger RNA, 1075 nt
Organism: Apis mellifera (honey bee)
Lineage: Eukaryota; Metazoa; Arthropoda; Insecta; Hymenoptera; Apidae
Gene: fabp
Product: fatty acid binding protein
Exons: 4
Coding region: 171-569 (132 amino acids)
Biological process (GO): fatty acid transport
Cellular component (GO): cytosol; nucleus
Molecular function (GO): fatty acid binding
Source: RefSeq, a predicted model, not a curated record